Molecule: messenger RNA, 345 nt
Organism: Rodentolepis nana
Lineage: Eukaryota; Metazoa; Platyhelminthes; Cestoda; Cyclophyllidea; Hymenolepididae
Source: the annotation of a GenBank genome assembly
GUAGCCUGUCCCCGUCUAAGCAUUGACUGGGGAGUUGAGUUUCAGAAGCCCCUUUUGACACCCUAUGAGGCAGCAGUUGCUCUGGGAAUGACUCAGGGAGACUGGAGUGAUGCGAACCCAUACCCCACUGACUACUAUGCCUACGACAGCUUAGGCCCCUGGACACCUAACCACGCGGGCAAUUUAAGCAACAGAUCUCUUGGUACAGGCAAAACAGCCUGCAAGAAGAAGGCCUCCAAUACAAAUAGUUGCUGUGGAAAGCAUCAAUUCCAGUUGCUUAUGCAAUUGAAUCUUGGAUGUUGGCGUGGUGGUCAAGGACAAUGCACUCCCGAUGUUCAAUGCUGA